Molecule: messenger RNA, 1620 nt
Organism: Postia placenta MAD-698-R-SB12
Lineage: Eukaryota; Fungi; Basidiomycota; Agaricomycetes; Polyporales; Adustoporiaceae
Exons: 3
Coding region: 1-1620 (539 amino acids)
Source: RefSeq, a predicted model, not a curated record
AUGGCUAUCGGCUUCACCAAAAUCCGUUAUGGUCAUGCCGUCGCGGCACAGCACGCUCGCAACAAGAGAGAUGCAGCCUGCGAGAGCGGCGGUCUGUACAAGACCCCGACCUCGGGACAAGUCAUCUCGUCCGACUCUACAUUAGAGAUCAGCUGGGAUACUUCCUGUCUGGACUCUACGGCGGUCGACAUCUACCUGUAUGCCCCAUAUACGGCCGACCCCCGCAUACACGAAUGGCAAAAUGUCGACUACAGCUACGGCAGCUACAACACCACACUGGACCCUUCCUGGUGGAACUCGACGUCGGUGGUUUCCCUGCAAAUGAUGAUCGUUGACGCUGGGACACCUACUUUCCUGGCGACCUAUUCCGCCGGCCCCCUCUUCAAUGCGACGUAUAGCAACUCUAACUCUGGCAAGGUCACGACGUCGACGACUGGCUCUGUCACUGAUGUGGAUAACCUUCCUGGGGCCAACAAGCACGGACUAUCGGGGGGCGAUGCCGCAGCGGCAGUCAUAAUGACGCUACUCGCAGUAUGCGCAAUAGCAGUUGGAUUUUACAUCAAGCGCAGCCGUGCACGCAGCAAGGGGAAGCGACAACGGUUCAGCGUUGCGGUCGAUCAGCGCAUGUCGACGAUCUCGACGGACUGGAAGUCGGUCACGACGGCGGGUGCCGCGGCGGCGAUUCGGAACAGCAUGAUGGUGUCGGACAGCGAGGCCGGGAAGCGGUCUUCGUCCUUCUCCUUUGGCGCCAUCCGGCCAUCCAGCACAAUUGGUCUCGAGGGCGGUCAGGCGGGGGUUGGCACGAUGGGAUUGCAGAUGAGCGAGAAGAUGAGCCUGGAUUUGAGUACUCCGCCAGUGCCACAGGCGCGUCCACGCGCUCGUGCAUCUACCUUCACUGCCGCAGAUCGCGCGUCGCGUGUUUCUCGUGUAUCUUUCGCACCAGACGCCAGGCCGGUAUCAGAGUACCGGCGCACGCGUGCGUUCCACACUGGUCAUCUUCCGCCGAUCCCCGACACGAACGUGCGGGAGGCGGGAGAGCUAUCGCCCACUCAGGCUGAAGGGCCGAUGGAUUUGACCGCCGAGGAUAUCCGACAGCGCAUGGCGGGACAUGAUGGAGCAGGCCGCUCGAGCUUGGAUGCGAUGAUGCCUGCGCUAUCUAUGAUGCGCACUGGUGGUGAUAGCCCGACUACGGCCAACGAGGACCUAUUUGCUGCAGCCAGUCUAAGCAGGUCACCUCCCGUCCUCCCAUCCAUGCUGCCUACGCCGCCCCUGCCUGUGCUACAGACUACCGAGUCGCCCGUGAUGCAUACAAUGUCCAUGACCACUAUCCCAGCCACCAUGUCGCCUGACGAUAUGCUUCGUGCCUACGCGGAGCGCACGCUGCGCUCGCCACCGCCAAUUACCCCACCUGCCGCCAGCUAUAAUGGUGGUGGCAUGCGCACGCUGUAUGCUUCUGUAGCCCCCGAUGCGCCCCCGCCCGCAGCGCUUGCACCACCGUCCUCCGGAUCUCUAUAUCCCAGUAGCCCACAACACGGGGAUGGCAUAUAUCGCCAAAGCUUCGCACCAACUGAGGACAGCCGGUACGGCGAAGAGAACGUGGAGCAUGGCACCGCCGAGUAA